Impatiens glandulifera is the source of this 933-nucleotide messenger RNA. Its product is annotated as endonuclease 4-like. The record is from RefSeq and is a predicted model, not a curated record. NCBI's taxonomy places the organism in Eukaryota, Viridiplantae, Streptophyta, Magnoliopsida, Ericales, Balsaminaceae. The transcript is spliced from 9 exons. Gene Ontology annotation, molecular function: endonuclease activity; nucleic acid binding. Bases 37 to 933 code for a protein of 298 amino acids. Gene Ontology annotation, biological process: DNA catabolic process.
UAUAUAACUUCUUCUUCUUCCUCUGAUUAGCUAAAAAUGGGCAGGUCUGAUUUCUUGUGUGCUGGACUUGUGAUUCUUCUCCUUCAUCUGAUUCCAGGGAUUCUGGGUUGGGGAAAACUGGGGCAUUACGCUACCUGCAAGAUUGCAGAGGCCUAUCUUACUAAAGGUGCAUCAGCUGCUGUGAAAUCAUUACUUCCUCGUAUAGCCGAAGGAGAUUUAGCCAAUGUCUGUGCAUGGCCUGAUCAAAGCAGGUUCCGUUAUCGCUGGAGUUCAGCUCUUCACUACAGCGACACUCCUGAUUUCAGAUGUAACUAUGUUUUCAAAAGAGACUGUCAUGACACUAAAGGACAGGAAAAAAGAUGUGUUACGGGAGCCAUAAAUAACUACACAACGCAGCUUAUGUCUUACAAAGACACUUAUUCCUCAAAGAGAUAUAAUCUAACAGAGGCAUUGAUGUUCUUAGCUCAUUUCAUAGGAGAUGUUCAUCAGCCUCUACAUGUUGGUUUUGUUGGCGAUCUAGGAGGAAACACCAUCAAUGUACAUUGGUACAGGAGGAGAUCUAAUUUGCAUCAUAUAUGGGAUACUCUAUUCAUAGAGUCUGCAAUGAAGACACUCUACUCAGAAGAUCUUGGUGUCAUGAUCAAGUCGAUUCGAAAGAACAUUACUGAUGGAUGGCGGGAUGAGUUAAAGAACUGGGGAGAUUGCGCGAAGGCUAGAGUUAUUUGUCCAGGCUCGUAUGCAUCUGAGAGUAUUAAAUUGGCUUGCAAAUAUGUCUACAGAAAUGCUACGCCAGGAACCACCUUAGACGACGAUUACUUCUAUUCGCGGCUGCCUAUCGUGGAGAAGAGGCUCGCCCAAGGUGGGGUUCGUCUAGCAGCAGUUCUUAACCGCAUCUUCACUCGUAAAUCAUUGGUUUUGCAACAGUGGGACUAA